Messenger RNA from Gracilinanus agilis (Agile Gracile Mouse Opossum), 3299 nucleotides. It is a transcript of the gene MLIP, whose product is annotated as muscular LMNA interacting protein. Lineage: Eukaryota; Metazoa; Chordata; Mammalia; Didelphimorphia; Didelphidae. Gene Ontology annotation, molecular function: lamin binding; transcription corepressor activity. Bases 1 to 2994 code for a protein of 997 amino acids. Gene Ontology annotation, biological process: negative regulation of transcription by RNA polymerase II. The transcript has 14 exons. The record is from RefSeq and is a predicted model, not a curated record. Gene Ontology annotation, cellular component: PML body; sarcolemma; nuclear envelope.
AUGCUUCCAAAGCAGUGGCUUCUGAGUGAAAACGGGAACAAUGACUUCCAAGUGCACCAGGGCAGCCUAGCAGGAAGCACAGAGACCAAAGCCCAGGUCCUUUCUGGAGAUUCUGAAACCAAACCUUUGGUCUUCACAUUUGUUCCAACUAUACGAAGACUGCCAACUCACAGUCAGGUUGCUGAUACUACUAAAUGCCUUGUUAAAAUUGGUGAAGAACCAAGAGAUAAGAGCCAAGGAGCAAUAAAUAGGUCUAAUUCCAAUGAAUUCUUGGACCGUGCGACUUUGAAAAGUGGAAUCCAACAGGAGAGUCAUAUCCAGACAUACAUAUGUUCUACAGAAACUAAUCAAAAGAUUAUCCAAGGGAGAGGGCUUAAAUUGAAUCAACCGGAAACCAUGCAACAGAGUGACCUUUUCAAAGCAGAAUAUGUCUUUAUUGUGGACUCUGAAGGGGAAGAAGAAGCCAUAUGCAGAAAGGAGGACAAACAGCCCACUGUGGGGAAUGGUCAUGGGUUGGCAAGACCCAAGUCCCUCGCUCUAGCCCCAGGGCCCAUCACUACACUGCAGAAACCACACCAAGGCGACUUCCAAGGUCCACGACAAACCGAUCGUCCUCACGAUGCAUCCAAUCCACAAAAACAAAUACAGUUAACUUCUUCUCCCUCUACUACCUCUGAUCAGCUCUCCUGUAAAUCACCUGCUCUCUUUGUUUCACCAACUAAUCUGAAAGCACAAUCUGACAUGGUUAGCCUGCACCAAGCUUCUCUCCUGGAAGAAAUCCAUACUCGGAGGGUGGAUCCACGUGGGUCAUCCAUGCAAGAGACGUCUACAUAUUUUCAAAGGACCACUCAUUCUUCCCCUUGUUUUGCACCAGAGGAAGUAACUUUAGAGCAAAAGAGCACUCAGAUCUUAGAUUCUAAACAGCUAAAAAAUAUGUCUAGCCCAACCUUAGCUCAUCAAAAGGAUGGAUUGUGGUCAGAAGCUUUAAGCAAGAAUCCAACUUCCCCCUCAACUUUUAUCAGCUCAAGUGGAAGCCAGAGCUUCACUGCUGAGCUACCAGGCUCAUCUACUCCCAAGUCAGAUUCAUCAUCAUAUAUACCCGUUCGUAUCAUCACACAUUCAUUAUCCCCAAGUCCUAAACCAUUGAAUUCCACUUUCUAUGGCUCCUCUUCGACUCUUUGUAGUCAAGCUUCAUCUAGUGGAAAUCUGGCAAAGUCAGGUGUUAAGUCCCCAGUACCAACCCGACUUUCCCUUCUGACUGCUAUUUUAAAGUCAAACCCUCCUCAUGGAAGACCCUUUUCUCCUGUAUCUUGUCCCACCUUCUCUUCCAACUCCCUAACUUCAUCCACACUCACACUGGAUCAAAAGGUGAAGAGAACCCCACCUACUCCUAAGAAAUCUUACUCUAGUUUCUCCCUCAGGGAAGAAUCUCCUGAUCUAGGGGAACACCAGUCUACUGAAGUCGCUCAUCACUCUCCUUUUUUCACCCAGAUUAGUCCUGCCUCAGAGGAAGCUUCCCUUUCCUAUAAAAAGCCCUCCAGUGGCAGUCCACUUACUCCUAAAUUAGAGAAAGCUCCUUCAUCCCCUGUUUCUCCCAAGAGAAAUAGGAUCCCACCACAAUUACAAAGCAAAAUACUAAACUCAUCAACCCUACCCCCUAUUCCACCAUGUUCUUCUGCUGUCUCCCUUAAUAAAGGCAACCAGGAUGUCGACUCCAAAGGUUUAGCUCCUGAAAAACCCAAGAGGGUUCAUACAUACUCAUCCACUUCGUCCUCUUCUGUCUUUGUUUCUGACACUGCCAGCCAAGGAAACGCUCUGUCUUUCCCAAAGGAGUAUCCCUCUCCAACAAGUCCUUUAUAUCGGACAUGCCAGUCACAAGUAGCUUCAUCAGAGUUAUUAGCUAAGGAAAAGAAUUUUGUAUCUGCUAUUUCUCCAAGCAUUUCUAUUCCCAGUUCUCUCUCUCAUUCUAGUUUAGGGUCUUCCAUUCAUCCUCUUGAUAAUAUUCAUUCCCACACAAUUCAGCCAAUUUCAUCUCUGCACCCAAAUUAUCAAUUCAGUACCUUACCCAUAAGACCUGCCGUGUCCCCUGAAGCCACAGUAACACAUACUAGAUCCCCUGUCUCAAGCCCAGCACCUCCCACAUCCCUAAUAAGAGCCAAGGAGUCAACUUCAACACAAUCUUUGUCCUUGCCUUCAGACCUUGAAAAUAAGAAAACCAAGCAAUACAAGAUCAAGUCCAGCUACAAGGCCUUCGCAGCAAUCCCUACAAACACAUUACUUUUGGAACAGAAGGCACUAGAUGAACCUUCCAAGUCAGAAAGGAUCACCAAGGACAGCACAUUCGAUUCACAUCUGGAGUUCUGUUCCCCCGCACAGCUCAGGCAGCAAACUGAAGAGCUCUGUGCUGCCAUUGAUAAGGUCUUACAGGAAUCCUUGUCCAUGCAUUCUUCAGAUUUUCCUUCAAGUUCCAUGCAAACAGGACUGGGUUCUGAUGGAAAUAAAAUGUCUGCAACUCUUCCAAGAGCAGCUGGUCGAGAAACAAAAUAUGCAAAUCUCUCCUCUCCAUCAUCUACAAUGGCUGUGAGUCAACUGACAAAACCUGGGGUAAUUCGUCCAGUUCCAGUAAAAUCCAAAAUAAUAUUGAGGAAAGAAGAGGAGGAGACUUAUGAGCCAAACCCCUUUAGUAAAUAUUUGGAAGAUACCAGUGGUCUCUUUGCUGGGCAGGAUGCUACUUCUCUUCAUGAUGCUACUCCUCUUCAUCCUCUCUAUAAGACUAAACCAUUUCCUCCUGCUAAAUCACUGUUGUAUCCACAAAACCUCUCAUACACUGACUGUCUUACCCCUGGACCUUUUAGUCAUUUGUCCUCUAUUUCUCUGGGUGACGGACAUGUGAAUUCUCCUACUUCAUUCAGUCACAACAGAUUAUAUAAUAAGCCAAGUCAUCCAAUAGUAACUAUUCCUGAAAAUGAAGCCCUUGGUUCGAAAGAGCAAUGAUCCAAGAACAGAAGCUAAAACCCUGGAUAUGGAAGCCUUUAGGAUGCUGGUGCUAACCACUCAAGAAAUUUACAUUAUGUGUUACAGACAUCAUUUUCCCUUUAUUAACUGCAAUGCAGCAAUAGCACUCAAAAGUUUUCUGCAGACAUAGAACCUUGAAAGUAGCCUCAUAAUACUAUACGGAAAAGAGAUAUACUUCAAAAGAUGUUACUAAGCUUUAAUGCCUACCAUUAAACUGACAGUGAUACUUACAUGUCCUUAUAUUUAGACACUAAAUAAAGGCACCUCAUGUGUGAAUAAAGAAA